This is a messenger RNA of Bombyx mori (domestic silkworm), 1347 nucleotides long. It is a transcript of the gene Mettl2, whose product is annotated as tRNA N(3)-methylcytidine methyltransferase Mettl2. Gene Ontology annotation, molecular function: tRNA (cytidine-N3)-methyltransferase activity. The record is from RefSeq and is a predicted model, not a curated record. The transcript has 4 exons. Lineage: Eukaryota; Metazoa; Arthropoda; Insecta; Lepidoptera; Bombycidae. Bases 206 to 1270 code for a protein of 354 amino acids.
AGAAAAAGCUGUUUGACAUAUUGAAAAAAGAUCUUUUGAGGUUAUCUUAUUAUUUUGUUAUUAAAAAUUCGUCGAGUACGUACGAUACUAAUAUUUUAAUUCCAUAAAUCCGCUACAGUAUUAAACCUAAAGCAUUUAAAAUAAAAAAAAUCAAUGGUUGAUAAUUCUGAUAAAAGACCUCAAUUUGGGAAUAGAUAUCUGGAAAAUGCUGAAGAAGUGUUUAAACACAACUCGUGGUACCGUAUUUAUUUAUAAACGAUUUAUUACAUCAACACUUUACUUAUCUUGCGAUUGUGAGAUCAAGGCUUUGGAGAAAACAAGACAUAGAAAAAAGCCCACGGGCGGUGCUAGAUAUUUGAAUGAUAAGAAGCAUAUUCUUUUAUUUAAUGCUUGGGAUAAUGUGGAAUGGGAUGAAGACCAAGAGAAAAAAGCACAAGAGAAGGUUAGAAAUAAUUCACAAGUAACAUUCACAGAUGAACAUUUAAAGUCCUUAGAAGAAGAUGCUGAUAAACACUGGGAUGCAUUCUAUGAUAUACACCAAAACAGAUUCUUCAAAGACCGGCACUGGCUUUUCACUGAAUUUCCUGAGUUAGCACCUGACAAUACAUCUGCACCUGUACGAGUGUUUUCAGAAACUACAAACCAUGCAAACAAACAAAACACAACUCUCAGUUCUACUAGUGAUACAAUUCGUAACAUAUUUGAAAUAGGUUGUGGUGUUGGAAACACAAUUUUCCCAAUACUGCAAUACAGUCAAGAUCCAAAAUUAUUUGUAUAUGGCUGUGAUUUCUCAUCUAAAGCUAUUGAAAUAAUGAAACAAAAUGAGCUUUACAAUACAGAUAGAUGUAAAGUAUUUGUAUUGGAUGCAACAGAGGCUGACUGGAAUGUACCUUUCAAGGAGAAUUCAAUAGAUAUUGUGGUGUUGAUAUUUGUAUUGUCUGCUAUUGACCCCCAAAAGAUGCCUCAAGUAAUCAAGAAUAUAUUCAAAUAUCUGAAACCGGGUGGAUUAGUUGUGUUCCGAGAUUAUGGCCUCUAUGACCUAGCACAACUAAGGUUCAAAAAAGGAAGGUGUAUAUCCAACAACUUUUAUGCACGAGGUGACAAAACCAGAGUAUAUUUUUUUACACAAGAAGAAAUAAAUAAACUCUUCACGGGUGAAGGAUUCAUAGAGGAGCAGAACCUUGUAGAUAGAAGGCUACAAGUAAAUAGAGGAAAGAUGUUGACAAUGUACAGAGUUUGGAUACAAGCAAAAUAUAGAAAGCCGGUUUAAAAUAAAACUAUUUUCUAAAAAAUAUAUUUAUUAGUUUAAAAAAAGUGUAACAUGUAAAUAUAACUGCAUACCAUUAA